UAAUAGCGUCUCCCUUAGUAAACAUCAUGGUCGCCAAAUAAUGAGCGAGUGUUAACACGGACUAAUAUCCCACGUCCGUAGUGUUAACGACUGUGAGUGAUCGUUUGUUUCAACAAAGAGUAAAGAAAAACUUGGAACUUCAUUUUAGAAGUUUCAGUAUUGACAAACAGUGCUAAAGAAUGAACUAUUUAAAUUACACCGAUUAAGAAACUAUCAUGGCUCAUUGUGGAGUAGGAAGCCUUCGACAAUGGUGUGGAGUUGCUGUUCUCGUAAUUUCAUGUUGCUGUAGUUUCAGUGAAGGAAUUUUUGAAAAGAAAAUGCAGAGAUGCCCUGGUCUUUACUGUGGACGGCUCCCAGACAGCGAUACAUGUGGUGCAUGUCCCAGAGGGUAUCGGCCAGACAACUUUUCUACCUGUGUCAAAUGUGAUGAUCGUCUGACCUUUUAUGAUGCCCUUUACCUUGGAUUUAUGGCUCUUCUUUCUUUAGUUCUACACUGGGUUUUCAUUGACUAUCAAACUAGAGCAAAAAGGUCUGUCAUCUUGCUGCACUUCUCUGCUUUGGUGGAGAGUGGACUGGCAGCACUUGUGACUCUGGUGCUCUCAGAGCCCGUCGGAUCACUAGAGGUCCGAUCGUGUGAGGUGCAGCACUUGUCAGACUGGUACACAAUGUUUUACAAUCCCAGCCCCAACUACACCCAUGUGCUCCACUGCACGCAGGAGAUUGUUUAUCCUUUGUACACUAUGGUGAUGAUGUAUUAUGCCUUCUCGCUUGUGUUUCUACUACUGCUGCGCCCAGCUGUCAUCAGAAAGUUUGUAGAGAAUCGUGGCUCAAAGUCUGUUUAUGCUGCUCUGUAUUUCCUGCCAAUUCUUGUUAUUACUCAAGCCAUCUUUGGUGGUCUUUUGUACUACUCAUUUGCAUACAUCAUUUUGGUUGUAUCAGUGGUGUCAAGUGCAGUGCAUUUUGCAUCCAUGGGUGAAAGUUCAAUGAAGCCCCUGCUGAAGAUUUGUAUGACUAGUCCCCGUCACCUGAUGAUACUCAUUGGCCAUUGGCUGUUGCAUGCCUAUGGCAUCAUUGCUCUAACCAGGAUGGAAAACCCAAGCUUCCAUGCUCCGCUUAUUGCACUUGUUCCUUUUCCAGGAAUCUUCUACAUUUUGACAGUCGCAUUCACUGACCCAGAUAACCUUGAAACUGUUUGACCCUGUUCAGUGUGUGCUCUACUUCUGAGAGUUUUAACUCAGAAUGAUCUCAUUGUUGUAUACAUUGUAGGUUUCCUGAGAAUUUUAACAGGAUAUUUAAAUAUGAGCAUAAGAGUACCUCACACUGGUUAUGCCAAAAAAAAAAAGGUUUCAUUAUUUUAAAGAAAUAAUGAAAGCAUUGUAUAUUUCACUGUAUAUAUACCUUCUUUAGUAAUCCUAGUUAUGUCAGUGUUGCUUUUUUUAAAUUUGCUUUUUUGAGUGAAUGAGAUGGGUUGGCCAAUAAAACUGCAUUUUAAAAAA
Messenger RNA from Pomacea canaliculata, 1496 nucleotides. RefSeq names its product JNK1/MAPK8-associated membrane protein-like. The coding region runs from base 216 to 1196 and encodes 326 amino acids. Gene Ontology annotation, biological process: response to unfolded protein. Gene Ontology annotation, cellular component: membrane. The record is from RefSeq and is a predicted model, not a curated record. The transcript has 7 exons. NCBI's taxonomy places the organism in Eukaryota, Metazoa, Mollusca, Gastropoda, Architaenioglossa, Ampullariidae. Gene Ontology annotation, molecular function: ubiquitin protein ligase binding.